AUGGUUAAAGUUGCAGAAUAUGAUAACGGUUCAAUAUUUGGAUGGUCAUCUGAUGUCACACCAUAUUUAGCAACCGGUGCUGGUUCCUCAGAUUAUGACACUUUUAACACAAGCUCCCAAGUGAAUGAAAAUCAACCAACUUUAAAAUUGUGGUCUUUGAUUUCUUCCAAAAGUGAUAUUCCAGUUCUUUCCAUAGAUGUGGACUCGACUUUCAAUGAUUUAUCAUGGUCUAUUGACAAUGAAAUGAUUGCAGGUGCUAUGCAAAAUGGUACUAUUCAACUUUUUAAAACUGAUAAAAAAGAAUCGCUAGAAAAAAUAGGAUCUUUUGAAGAUGAAGCCCAAGAUAUCACCAUCAUUAAAUUUAAUAAUAAACAAAAUAACGUUUUAUUAUCUGGUAGUUCAACUGGUAAAAUUUUAGUAUGGGAUACUAAUUAUCUUAAUAAUUUGUCAUACAAACCUAUAACACCGGGAUCAGGUACUUUAGCAGCUAAACACUCUUCUGAUUCUAAAAAGUUAGGGAUUACCUCAAUAGCCUGGAAUCACUCAUUAUCUCAUGUAUUCGCCUCUGCUGCUUCAACUUCAUAUGCAUCUGUUUGGGAUUUAAAAGCUAAUAGAGAAGUUUUAAAAUUAUCUUACACCCCAACUACUAUACGUGAACCAGUGCAAAUGACUGUUGUUGAAUGGAACCCUAAAAAUUCAACCAAAGUAGCUACAGCAGGUUAUUCUUCAGACGAAAAUUCGUCUGCUAUUUACAUUUGGGAUUUAAGAAAGGCAAAUACACCAACCUCGGUUUUAUCUAAUGAUAAGUCAGACGGCCAUAGACAUCCAAUCACUUCUCUUGAUUGGUGUAGAACAGAUCCAAGAUUUUUGAUUUCAUCAUGUAAAGAUGAUUUUUCUAUUAAUUUAUGGAACCCACAGUCCGGAGAAAUUUUAUCCGGAUACUCUGUUUCAGGUUUGAAUUCAGAAAAUGAUGUUGUUAGUAAGCCAAUGGCUGUUAGAAUGGCUCCUAAGUUCCCUGAGUUGGUUGCUUAUUCUACCAAGGAAUCAAAAGUAUUGGUUAGAACAUUUCAAGAUUAUACCACUACUUUGGAUCAUGAAAAGGAGGAAUCUUUAGAGAACAAGUCUGAAGAUGUGUUUUGGAAUGAAGUUUCAAAUAUUCAAAUAAAGCAUCCAAUAAAUAAGCCACAUAUUUAUAAAAUUCUUGCUCCAGAGUGGAAAACCAAUAAAAAACCAUUGGUUAAAUGGGGUUUUGGUAAUAAAUUAGUUACUUUAACGGGCAAUGGUAAAGGAAUAAAGAUAAUGAGAGCACAAAUUAAAGGUUGCUUUCAAGAGAACACAUUGUUAGCCGAUGCCAUUGAUUCAAAAGAUUUUAAUGCAAUUAUUAAUAAAAGGUUGGCUAAAUCAAGUAAUGAUGAUAACGAAGAGGAUUGGAAUCUAAUAGAUAGAUUGGCAUUAGAUGGUAAAGAAGAAAUUUUGAUAGAAUCAAUUGCAUAUGAUGAUGAUACUUCUGAAAACGAGUCCCAAAACGAAGAUACUGACUUCUUCGCAACUUUAGAAAAUUCAUAUCAACCAAGCGGAGCUUUUAUAUUAUCAGACGGUGUUGAGAAAGAAAUUGCAAAGUAUGUAUCAAAAAAUAAUUAUCAUGCAGCUAUUAAAACUGCUUUGGCAAAUAAUUUACAUAUGGAAGCCAUGUGUAUUGCUAUGAAUAGUCAAAAUAGUAAUUUAAUAAAUCUGGUUAACAAAACUUUCUUCUCCAGCUACGGUGAAGAAAAAUCUCUGGUCAGAUUCAUGUAUUCUAAAGUCAACAAUUCAUUAGAUGACUUAGUUGAAAGCUUAGAUGUUUCACAAUGGAAAAUUGCUGCCAAUACGAUUGUAGAAAAUUCAAAUGACAAUAUAGAAAUUAGAAACUCUUACUUGGCAAAGCUAGCAGCUAAGCUAUCUUUAGCUGGCUAUAGACAAGAUUCUAUUGCUUUGUACUUAUCUGUGAAUAUAGUUAAUGAAGUAUCAAGUUUGUGGUCCCAAGAAUUCGAUGCUCUGGAGAGAAAUAUGCUAAAUAAAUCUACUAAUAACAGUUUAACGCAUACAGAAUUUUUAGAUGAAUUAAUUGAGAAAUUAGUAGCGAUUUCAAGUUCAUUAGGUAAUGAUAAAAUUAAAAUAACGGAUGACAAAGUCAUUUCAAAAUUUCUAGAAUAUAUAGAUAUUGCGUGUUCGAACGGUUCUUAUGCUUUUGCUCAAAAAAUUUUAUCAAUUUUACCAGAGGACAAUGAAGCUAUUAGAAAUGAAAAAGAACGUGUUGCUAUGUUUUUGCAUAAUACUCUAGAUAAUGACUUCUUAGAAACUGAAAAUGAAGAGUUACCUGAACUAUUCUCUAAAGCGGGCAUUCACAAUUCUUUUGCAAAGCUACAAAGCGUUUCAAGUUCAGUUGAUGCAAGUUUUCAAAAUUAUUCUUCUAACAGUUCUGUGACUUCAAAUUCAUUCUCUGCCAUUGUUAGUAACAAUGCUAAUUAUAUGCAAAACAACCAAUCCUAUCACAAUCCAGCUGUCGCAACUCCAAUUAGCUUGAAUAGUUCAAAUAACCAAAGCUUUUCUCAUAAUCCGUAUGCUCCAUCGUCAGCGUUGCAAUCAAUGUCACCACUUACAUCCGUUAAAAAUAUAUCAGGCAUAAAGAGAAUGGAUUCCUCCCAAAGUCUUUUGUCAUCCCACACUUAUCAAUCAGCAGACUUGUCAUUUGUUUCUACUCCUGUUUUACCGUUGCAAGGCUUAGUUAAGCCAACUGCAACUAUCUUAUCAAACAAUGAUACUUUUCAUCCUAAUUCUGAUAGUGCUGCUCCUCAAAAGCCAGCCAUGACAUCUGGUCAAGCACCAAGGAACAAUUUGCAAUCGAAUAAGGGUUGGAACGACUUACCAAUGAAUAUUGCAGAAAAGGUUACAAGGGCAAAAGCUGUUCAAGUUAUGCCUAUUCAACCUAUCCAAUCAGUUGGGAGUUUCCCAUUAAAGAGAGCGCAAUCGAAUUCUCUUUACCUGAAAUCCAGAACUAGCUCCAUUGCUUCUAUGAAUGGUAUUAAUCCUCCACCGCCAAAGAACCUUUCCAGAAAACCAUCCAUUAUCAAUCAACCAAAAAUAGUUACUGCAGUAUCGUCGAAUCCUUACGCACCAGCUACAUCUGCUCAUGCAAGGACACAGAGCAACUUAACUGGAAUCCCAAUUAAUUCUAAUAAUUCUAAUAACCCUUAUGCCCCUACAAGCGGUAUUGAACCACCACAAUUCUCUAAUCUAGUUCCAGCGGCACCUCAGGUCUUGCGUGAUAAUUUUAAUGGUUCUCUUGUAGGAGAAAAUAUAAUUACUCCUGCUAGCAUGUCAAUGAACCCAUACGCUCCAUCUCAACCAGAUGGCGCUUUACAAAAUAGUUUUCAUAUGAAUAGCAAGAAUGGUAUACCAGGAGAUAAUCAAACACAGCCGGUUGCAGCUAAACAAGGUCAGGAAGUGACCGCUGGCCCUCCCCCACCAUCUUUUAACAGGAAGUUCUCUAAACAAUCUGCUAAAGAUAUCAGUAACACUCCUAAUUCCAGUAAUGUAUCACUCAUGUCUCAAUAUGAUAAAUCUUCUAGCGAAAUUACUCGUGGUUCUGCUGUUGAUGCAGUAAAUGAGUUUAAACCAGUUUCCAUGGAUGAUUCAAAACAGUUGGCUUACAAUGGAAUUCAACCUGAACAAGAGCAAGAGAUUAUUAAAUACUUCCGUGAAGAAUUACAACGUGUCUCGCCAUUACUACCGCAAGAAUAUUCUAAACAACUGAAAGAUUGCAAAAAAAGAUUGCAAAUAUUAUUCCAACAUAUUGAAAAACAUACUUUAAUCACACCAUUAGUCAUGUCAAAGAUUUACCAUAUUGUUGAAUUGAUGAAAGCACAUAACUUUGAUGAAGCCUUAGAGAUACAAAAAGAUAUUUUACAAAAUCACUCCGAGGAGGCUGGUAAUUGGUUAACAGGUGUUAAAAGAAUUGUUGCCAUUUCUAAAGCUACCACUUAA
This is a messenger RNA of Tetrapisispora phaffii CBS 4417, 4023 nucleotides long. RefSeq lists its product as uncharacterized. The transcript has a single exon. Gene Ontology annotation, biological process: COPII-coated vesicle cargo loading; endoplasmic reticulum organization; intracellular protein transport. Gene Ontology annotation, cellular component: COPII vesicle coat; endoplasmic reticulum exit site. The coding region runs from base 1 to 4023 and encodes 1340 amino acids. Gene Ontology annotation, molecular function: structural molecule activity; protein binding. NCBI's taxonomy places the organism in Eukaryota, Fungi, Ascomycota, Saccharomycetes, Saccharomycetales, Saccharomycetaceae. The record is from RefSeq and is a predicted model, not a curated record.